AUGAUGCGAUCGCGGGAUCCGCGCAUCCGGCAGCGGAUCAAUCAGAUCUCCCAUAACAUUGAAUCCGCCAACGAAUCCGCCCAGGAAGGUCUAUACGCCUUUUCACAGAACUACCUCUCUCCGUGUUUCAACUCCGUUGGAAAUUGCGUCUAUUCAUGCACUGCAUCAUGUAUGCCGAACCGGGAGGACCAGCUGCGACGCCGACGCCGGGGACAGACCGAGGCCAACUUUGAUUUCUACGAUGACUGGGAUAACGCCGAAGAGGAAGACAGUUUGCUGGGAUGGGGCACAGGUGAAUUGGACCGUCUUCUUGCAGGGAGUGGAUUAACCCGUGCUACAGCGGAGCAGCCACGCCGCCCUAGGAGAAUGAGUUAUGGGACACGUAACACAAGGCGGAGAAGUACUGUCCACAUCCCAGAUAAUCGAACAGAUCCUACUGUCAUCCCGAGUUCGUCCUUUAUUGGAUUCCUAGAACGGUUUCCCUGGCGAUUUGGCGCGAAGGGGGUAAAAUACCGUCCCUCGGCAGCCGACUUACAAGAACACCCAGGCAGCUCUCGGCGCUAUGCGCACGAAGAUGAGCCUCUUAUGGAGGAUGCGGAGGAGGAUGGGGGCCGGAUAUCUUACAAUUUAAAUGGGAGAAAUCGGAGUGGCACUGGGUCCUCUCGUGGGACCUCUAAUUCGCUCAGUUCCCGUGGAGAUCUGUUUCCAAGCGACGAGGAAGAGGAUGCAGUUCCGCUGGACGAUGAAUUUGCUCUUGCUUUCGGACGCCGUGGAACGGGAUUGGAAUCUGAUGAUCAAGGCUCAAAAUCGGAGAUGGUGAGAUCUGUCUCUGGGACGUCUAGUCUAGGAGAUGCAUCUUCCAAAAAGUCAAAGCGCAAGAAGAAAAAGAAGCGUUCAUCUACAAAGUCUCCGAUGGAGACAGAGCCGGAGAUUCUUCCAGAUAUCGAGGGUCCGUCAAUAGCGGACUUGAAAUUGGAAGAUGACCAAGCAGCACUUAAUGAAGAGUCAACGAUUAAGAGAAAACGGAUGGCCGCACAAGAAUUGGCUGCUAAGCGUGGUCUUGAGACAGAUAACAUUCACAUGCUCGCAUCAACUUCAGAUUCAAGGGAGCAGCCAUCUUCUACUGCAGGCCCCGUAUCAAGAAUAGAGCACCACCUCACAGAUCAUGAUCAACGGUCCAUCGGAUCAUCUAUUCGGCAAUCUCAGGGUGAUCAAACAGAACCAUUCCCACCAUUCCCGCUGCCGGAAUCCCCUGACGCAUCGUCAAAACCUAGCUCUAUCAACAUUCCAGGCAGCGGACUGGUUGAACUGACUGAUGAAGCCGGUCCCCAAGAUACUGACGACAGAUCCAACGAAGCUCGCUCUUAA
Molecule: messenger RNA, 1368 nt
Organism: Penicillium malachiteum
Lineage: Eukaryota; Fungi; Ascomycota; Eurotiomycetes; Eurotiales; Aspergillaceae
Exons: 2
Coding region: 1-1368 (455 amino acids)
Source: RefSeq, a predicted model, not a curated record